CAGCUGGCAGGUUGGUUGUUGAAAGUCAAUAAACUUGACAAAUUUAGUAUUUUAACUUUUUAAAUCUUGAUAAAGUAUGUUCAUUAGGAUUACUAAAAUAUUUGUUGUAAGAAAAUGUUGAAGCAUGAAAUAUACAAGCCCGGCACAUUUCUAUAUUUCGCAUACGGCAGCAAUAUGUUUUCAUUUAGAAUACAUAUUAAUAACCCGAGCGCCAAAUUUGUUUCCAUAGGGCGUUUGGAUAAUUAUAGAUUAGAUUUCACAAGAUAUUCGAAUUUUUGGGGCGGACCAACUGCAACUCUGGUGCCUACGGCCAAUGCGCACGUUUGGGGCGUUAUCUGGAGGUUAGGAGUUGAACAUGUCGCUACACUUGAUGAACAAGAAGGCGUGGAUAGAAAAAAUUACUAUCCAACUCAUGUACAAGUCUUGACGCCCUAUAUGGGUUAUUUUAAGUGUCGUGUAUACAUACACAAGGAUAAUCCGUUACCAAGAGGCGACAACGACAUAAUACCAGUAGGAAGAUGGCCGUCUUGGACUUACAAAGAAAUAAUAAUACUUGGUGCAAUGGAGCAUAAGCUUCCCGAUUAUUAUAUCCAAGGCUUGGAAAGAUUUAAAGACAAUGGUGAAAAAGGGUGUUUAAAGAUGUAUACUCUUCUGUUGAAAUAUGCCAUCGAAAAACCUUGCGUUUGUAAUGUACCUAAGAAAAAGGAGAAACCUCAAAUUUGGGUUUCCGAGGCACUAAGGAAUAAAAUCGAGGCACUAAAGAAAUAA
Molecule: messenger RNA, 768 nt
Organism: Pararge aegeria (speckled wood butterfly)
Lineage: Eukaryota; Metazoa; Arthropoda; Insecta; Lepidoptera; Nymphalidae
Product: gamma-glutamylcyclotransferase-like
Exons: 3
Coding region: 115-768 (217 amino acids)
Molecular function (GO): gamma-glutamylcyclotransferase activity
Source: RefSeq, a predicted model, not a curated record